This is a messenger RNA of Phaedon cochleariae (mustard beetle), 4012 nucleotides long. Lineage: Eukaryota; Metazoa; Arthropoda; Insecta; Coleoptera; Chrysomelidae. The record is from the annotation of a GenBank genome assembly.
UCUAGGUACUGUGUAUAGUCAUUAUGGGAAACAUGUUUUUCAAUGACAUCAGAUUAUUUUAGUUCGGCUUGAUACUUUCUAGUUUAUUAUAACUAGUAACUAUAUAGUAUUACUUCCAAUAUGAACUCACCGAGAGUGAAUUUCAAGUUUCUCAAGACGUUUUGGUGGAAAAAAAAGUUUCAAGUUCGAGUAUCUGAUGCCAUGCCCUCGGACAAGAAAGAACCACCCAACAAACCCGACACCGAGGACAUCAUAUCCUCCGCUAUCGGCGAAUUCGGUAGAUGGCAACUCCUGCACACUUUCCUCCUCUCCCUCUUCAACAUCCCCUGCACGUGGCACAUCUUCAUCCCCACCUUCCAUGCGGCCGAACGGUUGGUAUGGUGCGCCAGGCCCGAAAAGUUCCGAAACGUCGCGCCCCACCUGUGGAUCAACUGCUCGGGCCAAUCCGACGCCGAGUACUGCUCCACCACGUGGAGGGGGGACGCUGCAGAAUGCCCCCCGUUUGGCGAGGGGGGGAACUUCAGCGGGACGGCGGCCUGCGACCGGUGGGAGUUUGCAGGGGAAGGUUCGACCAUCAUCUCCGAUUUCGAAUUGGUCUGCGACAGAGCCAACCUGAUCAGAGUAGGCGAGAUGAUGUUCCUGGCCGGCGUAGCAGUAGGAGGAUUAGUCUGCGGUAUCCUGUCGGACAAAUACGGAAGAAAGCGCACUCUGAUGGUCUCAGUUUUGAUCCAAAGCGUAGUCGGCACCAUCAUAGCCUUCAGCCCUUGGUUCUCCUUAUACGCCAUCUUCAGGGUGAUCCUCGGUUUUAUCUCAGUUUCCGUGGUGUUCAGCGGGUUCGUCUUGUCCAUUGAGCUGGUAGGAGGGGAAUGGCGAACCGUGGCUGGUAUCUCCUAUCUCUUUCCGGUGUCUCUCAGCUAUAUGAUCAUCGCUGGAAUAGGUUAUCUGCUGAGAGAUUGGCGACACUUGCAGCUGGCCAUAUCUCUACCAGGACUGCUGUUCCAGAUAUUGUGGUGGGUUCUACCCGAGUCACCGAGAUGGCUGCUGGCCCUUGGACGCACCAAAGAAGUGAUGAGGAUUCUAGAAUCAGCUGCUAGAUUCAACAAACGCCCUUUACCUCCGAAUCUGGACAAAAGGUUGCAACCGGAGACUUCAGAGGAGCCGGUCGAGAACGUUAGCGUUCUGGACCUGUUCAAGACUGCCGAGAUGAGGAAGAGAACGUUCAUCCAAUUCCUCAUCUGGUUCAGCGUCUAUUUGGUCUAUUACGGUUUGGUGCUUAAUCUUGGCAACAUCGGAGGAAAUUUGUACAUCACUUCCGUGCUACAAGGAGCGGUCGAAAUACCCGCCGUCGCCCUCAGCAUCUUCAUACUGCUGAAGGGCGGUCGCCGUCUGCCCCUCUGCCUCACGAUGGCCGUUUCGGGGGCGGCGUGCGCCCUGAUAGUGCCCAUCUAUCACGUGACCGGAGCUGACCUGCAAUGGCUGGUCACGUGCCUGGCGAUGCUGAGCAAGUUCUGCAUCAGCUCGUCGAACGCCAUCAUGCCCGUGUUCACCGCCGAACUGUAUCCCACCACCAUCAGGAACAUUGGAGUGGGGGCGGCUAAUGUGGCGGCAGGAAUAGCGCUCAUGGCAGUGCCAUACUUGUGGAUGCUCGCAUCGUUUCACCAGAGCGUACCUAUGGCAGUUCUGGCAGUGUUCGGAAUAUUGGGAGGGCUUUCCGUGCUACUUCUACCAGAAACAGGACACGCUCCCUUAUUGGACACCCUUAAAGAAGAAGAGCAUGGCAGAAGGUAUUCGAUAUCACCCAUCGACAACUCCAAAAGGAUCAACAACAACUGCUGUUCAUAGGGAUUAUUGGAUAGGACGUAGGUCCUAGAUCAAUCUGUACGAUGGAUACUUGGAUAGGAGUAAAGUCGAACAUUUCGAUUGGUGAAAUGAUGGAGAAAGUGAUUUUGGAACUCUAAUCGACAAUGUUUUUUUGGCCACUGUUACUUAAGUUCAUGAAGGACGAACUCUACAAUACGAUAAGUGUCUAUUAGAAGUGUUACUUCACAGGAUGAGCAGGAAGCUUAAUAGGAGUUCUGCAAAUAUACAGAUAUAGUAGAUACAUGCUGCGUUUUAUAUUAUACGGGGUGGAUUUUGAAAAUUUCCCACCCUCAAUAUCUUGAUGCUUCCAGUGAAUAAUAUGAAGAAUCGAAGGAACAGGUCAAGAAGGGGGGUCGAGUAGCGCAUCAUUUUGAAGGACGUUCAAUUCUUUUCCCAACGGUAUCCUAGUUUACCAUUUUCUGAUGAGCAGUUUCUGAAAAAUGCCGUCUUAAUUAUAAAACUCCCCACCCUUAAUAUUGUCCUUCCGGUAUGAAUAAUGAAAAAUCGAAGAAACAGGUCAAUUCAAAUUUCGAGGAGGACACUUUGAAUGCAUAUCAUCAGGCCACAUUGUACAGCCAUUUUUGAUGUAAUAAAAUUAUAUUAUGGUCAAUAUCAACGGUUCAAAAAGAUGUAGCGGUGACAGCAAAAGUCAAAAAUUCAAAGCCAAAUAAGCGUUUUGUAGGGCGAAUUAUGCUCUUUCAUAUGAGCCUAAGUUUGCUAAAAUCGGUCGAAAGAAACGGGAGAAAUCUUGGUUUGUUUGAGAAAACAAUUAAACUUCCCCCACCGCUUUAUUUUGAUAGCUAAAACGAAACGUUCUAGACAAAAAAUGUAGGGAAAUGGUCAGUUAAUAUGAAAAUGAUAUCAUCGAUAUACUUUCAUAAGACAAAAUUCUAUAAAAAUUCCAUUUUUCUACUCUUGGUGUUGAUUGUUACGCCCUCUAGCGGACGUUUGACAAACUCGAAAAUAAUUUCCAGCAAUUUCUCUUGGCGACUUUUAUCAUGAUUCUUUUUUCUCAAAUCUAUACGACCAAUAUCUUAUGAGAUAUGGGCGCUCGCUAGCCUUAACUGAUCACCCUGUACAACCCCCUAGGAGGGAUAGAUGUUACCCUCAGAACCUCAUAAGAUAAGGAGGGGGGUCAAGAUGCACAUUAUUUUGAAGGGCGUUCUAUUCUCUUUUCAACAGUAUUGGUUUAUGAUAUUUUUGAAAGCAGUUUCCGAGACAUAACCAUCUAAAUUUACAUAGAAGUAAAUAGGAACAUGCCUGCACAGAUAUGCAUGGUUUUCAUAGAAAUGGUUUGGAACUAGGGAACCAUUGAAAAGAGAAUGGGCGAGUGAACUUAUAGGGAAUGAAUAAUUGGGAUUCAAUUACUACACUGUGUCGUUAUAGGGACCUAAAUUAAUUUUUGCAAAACUUCUCACACUUUUUUUAUGUAAAUAAUGAGUGUAUGCGUUAUUCGAAAUUGUUGAAUUUCAAAGCUCACUUCAAACGUACCGUCAUGACCACUAUUUGGCGAUACGUCGAAUUAUAGUGGUGUGCUCGACAGAAAGGUUAAACUCGUCUUGAUCUGCGCAUGACGUCAACUGGGAUAUAACUGACAUUUAUGCACGACCGGGCGUAAAGUAGCACCUUACCGCCCGGGUUUGCGGGCGUAAAGUGGCACUUUUCCACCCGCGGACUACUUUACCGCCCGGCGGACGAUAAAGUCAUAAAGCUAAUGUCACUGUCAUAUCGCACCAGCUUACGAAUUCUUCGUAUUCUUUGUCGUAUAUUUUUUUUUUAUUUACUUGGCAAUAAACUCGAUUUUGCUUCCUCAGCUGCCUCACUAAUUUCUGAUGGAGUACAAUUCACACUUUCUUCAUCACUAGAAUUCAUUUUGAAAUCACUAAUGAAUUAUGUAUGAUUACACAAAUUGACAGUUAAUGAAAUGACCCACGUGGGUUUGUAGAAGGUGAAGUCACAGAUUGAGAAUCGGAGAUCAAAAUUUCACAAUUUAUUUAUUAAACAAAACUUACAAGUAACCACAGUCACCUACCAUCAAUUACAAUCACUUGUCAAUAUAUACAGGGUUAAUAAUAAUUAAUACCACUUCAUUACAGUUAAUAUGGCUACUGGCCUAUUAAUUAUUCCUAUUUCGAAAAAUUGACUGAGUUGC